ACUUUGUUUCUUUUUUCUUUCUCUUUUACAACUUGUAAUAAGACAUUUAUAACUACUGGCUGAAAAAUCUUCAACGAUCACAACAACAUCAUCUCUCUCUUUCUCUCUCACUCUCUCUACAAUGGGCAUUAGUGAUCAUAAGAGCAAGAAAGAAGAAGAACAGUGCUGCUACUACCCAAUGAUCUCAAAGCCCUUGAGAUCGAUUCUCUUACAAAAGGGAAAUUUUUUCUUAAGCUCGCUCUUCUUUGUAGUAGGUUUCUCGGUUGGUCUCUUCCUUUGUCUGCAACUAAAAGCCUUCCACAUGUCUACGACGAACACACAACGACAACCCUUAUGGUCUACACUACUAUUCAACCACACCACAACGAUGGACAUCAUACAAGAGUUACCGCUACGAGCACUUCAACACAAUAUGACCGAUCAAGAACUAUUCACCAAGGUCUCGUCAUUAUCAUCACCACCAUCAUCCUUAUCAUCAUCAGCAUCAACAUCAUGGUUUGGGAGGAGACAUGAUAAUGACCGGAAGAUGGUGGUGAAGGUGGCUUUCAUGUUCAUGACAGGUGGCAGACUCCCACUGGCAGGCUUGUGGGAGAAGUUCUUUGAAGGACAUGAAGGGUUUUAUUCAAUAUAUGUCCAUACUAAUCCAUCUUUUCAAGAUUCUUUCCCGGAAACUUCUGUCUUCUAUUCAAGAAAAAUCCCAAGCCAGCCGGUGUAUUGGGGAACAUCAUCAAUGGUAGAUGCAGAGAAGAGACUACUAGCCAAUGCUCUUCUCGACGAAUCGAACCAAAGAUUUGUGCUCUUGUCCGAUUCUUGCAUCCCACUCUACAAUUUCACAACCAUCUACGAUUACUUAACCGGCACAAACCUCAGCUUCAUUGGCUCAUUCGACGACCCAAGAAAAUCCGGUAGAGGCCGUUACAACCCCAAAAUGUAUCCACAAAUCAACAUCACACAUUGGCGAAAAGGAUCACAAUGGUUUGAGACAACUCGAGAACUUGCCCUUCCUAUCAUCUUAGACACGUUCUACUACAAAAUAUUCGAUCAGCAUUGUAAACCGCCUUGUUACAUGGACGAGCAUUAUAUCCCAACUCUCGUUCACAUGUUGCAUGGUGAGAUGAGCUCGAACCGGACCUUGACGUGGGUCGAUUGGUCCAAAGCCGGUCCACAUCCUGGUCGGUUUAUUUGGCCUGAUAUCACCGAUGAGUUUCUUAACCGGAUCCGGUUUACGGACGAGUGUGUCUAUUAUGGCCGUGGUGGAGAGAACAUUACAACUUCCAAGUGUUUUUUAUUUGCGAGGAAAUUCACAGCCGAGACUUUAGAGCCUUUGUUAAGAAUUUCUCCUUUAGUUCUUGGUUUUGGUCCAUAAUUUACUUCAAAAUUGUGAGUUUAUUUGUUUUUUCAAUUAGUAAAUAUUAA
Molecule: messenger RNA, 1416 nt
Organism: Capsella rubella
Lineage: Eukaryota; Viridiplantae; Streptophyta; Magnoliopsida; Brassicales; Brassicaceae
Exons: 2
Coding region: 122-1366 (414 amino acids)
Cellular component (GO): membrane
Molecular function (GO): glycosyltransferase activity
Source: RefSeq, a predicted model, not a curated record